Messenger RNA from Vanrija pseudolonga, 1321 nucleotides. It is a transcript of the gene idh2, whose product is annotated as Isocitrate dehydrogenase [NAD] subunit 2, mitochondrial. The transcript is spliced from 5 exons. Gene Ontology annotation, biological process: tricarboxylic acid cycle; isocitrate metabolic process. NCBI's taxonomy places the organism in Eukaryota, Fungi, Basidiomycota, Tremellomycetes, Trichosporonales, Trichosporonaceae. The record is from RefSeq and is a predicted model, not a curated record. Gene Ontology annotation, cellular component: mitochondrion. The coding region runs from base 136 to 1248 and encodes 370 amino acids. Gene Ontology annotation, molecular function: magnesium ion binding; isocitrate dehydrogenase (NAD+) activity; NAD binding.
CCCAUCCACCUCCAUCCGCACCUCUUGAUCUGCGCAACCCACACAAUCCCCUCGUGUAUCUUUUCUCCUUCCCUCUCCUCCUCACUCCCCCCUUCUGUAUCCACUACUCUCCCCUCCCUUCCCCACCUCGUCGUCAUGUUCCUCCGUGCCGCCAACCGCAGCAUUGCCUCGUCGGUCCGCUCUGCCCAGGCGGCUCGCGGCUACGCCUCGGUCACCUCGACCUUUGCCGGCAAGAAGGAUGCCAGCGGCAACUACACUGUCACUCUUAUCCCCGGUGACGGUAUCGGCCCCGAGAUCGCAGAGUCGGUCAAGGACAUCUUCAAGGCCGCCAAGGCCCCCAUCCAGUGGGAGGAGGUCGACGUUACCCCCAUCCUCAAGGACGGCAAGACUGUCAUCCCCGACGACGCCAUCGCUUCGGUCAAGAAGAACACUGUCGCCCUCAAGGGCCCUCUUGCUACCCCUAUCGGCAAGGGACACGUUUCCCUCAACCUCACCCUCCGCCGCACCUUCUCCCUCUUCGCCAACGUUCGUCCUUGUGUCUCCAUCCCCGGCUACAAGACCGCCUACGACAACGUCAACACUGUCCUCAUCCGUGAGAACACUGAGGGCGAGUACUCUGGUAUCGAGCACGUUAUCGUCCCCGGCGUCGUCCAGUCGAUCAAGCUCAUCACCUACGAGGCCUCGGAGCGUGUCGCCCGCUACGCCUUCCACUACGCCCAGGAGUCUGGCCGUAACAAGGUCACGGCCGUCCACAAGGCCAACAUUAUGAAGAUGUCGGACGGCAUGUUCCUCACUGCCUGCCGCGCCGUCGCCAAGGAGUACCCCAACGUCGCGUACGACGAGGACCUCCUCGACCGUAUCUGCCUGCGCAUCACCCAGGACCCCACCCCUUACAACGACCGUGUCAUGGUCAUGCCCAACCUUUACGGUGACAUUCUUUCCGACCUUUCCGCCGGUCUCAUUGGCGGUCUCGGCCUCACCCCCUCGGGCAACAUUGGCCGCGACGCCUCCAUCUUCGAGGCCGUCCACGGCUCCGCCCCCGACAUUGCCGGCAAGGGCCUCGCCAACCCUACCGCUCUCCUCCUCUCUUCUCUCAUGCUCCUCCGCCACAUGGGUCUCCCCGAGAUUGCCGACCGCAUCGAGAAGGCUUCGCUCACGACCAUUGCCGAGGGCAAGCACAUUACCGGUGACCUUGGCGGCAAGGCCGGCACCAAGGAGUACACCGACGCCAUCAUUGCCAAGCUUUAAUCAAGGGGGAGAUGGGACAAAAUCAAUCAUGGUCUAGUGUGGCUUUAGGAAGUCAUGCAUGAUGUGUAACGAG